CUUGUCCUUACAGAAAAUAAUUAAUUAUGGAAUACUCGUGUAUUUACUCGAAUGCAUUACAAUCACAGGCGUUCCAUGUCACUGAGUAUAAAAUAUAAAAAAUUCAGCAUGACUUUUUUUUUUUCUAAUAGUAAUAAAUGUCCAAGUUGAGUAUUUCUCGCAUGGGUUGACACCAAAUCAAUGGGUCUGUUGGAGUUGUAAUGACAAUGCAAGUGAAAUUUUCAUAACGUUUCUUUCCGGCGUUAUGCAAAAAAAGUAUUGAAUCGUUUUAUUCUUUGUAACAUUUCAGGUAAGCGGCUUUAGUUGGCAUUUAGUAGUCGCGCUAAGACAUUCUGUCUACUGAAGGAUUCGAUUAAUGAAAAGUGAUUAAUUUUUUAUAAAAAAAAAAGUCAUGUGUUAUCAAUAGAUUCAAUAUCAGGAAAAAUGCAAUCGCGUAUUUUGUAUAUUUUUAGUGGCGUGUGUUUGUUUUACUGCAAAGUGCACGGUGUCGAUCAAAAUUCAACGGAAGUUAACAAAGAAACGUUACUUAGUCUCGAGUUUCCGGGAAAAGAAAAUGACACUGAGUUGGUAGAAAUUGACUUCGAGGAUAAUGGCCGCGAUAAGAGAGCUCUGGGUAUUUUUUUGCAAGGCCUAGUCCAGGCGUUGGGUUACAAUACGACGCCGAUACAAAUUGCGUCAUUGCCAAAUUCUGGAGGAAUGCAAUUCGGCCCAAUUACGCUGGAUUUGGGAAACGAUCCGCGGGUUGUCAAUUCGGGAGCGGGUUCUGCGCCGACUGGGUCGGUCGCAACGACUCCGAGACAAAGGGAAACUUUGCGGUUUACUGGGGUAGUGAAUUUCGGAAACAAUACGAAUAUUUCUGACCAUUUGAGACAGUAUGAGAGAAUAUUCCAUGGCAGACCUACAGCAGCUCCAUCUGUUCCACCUGUUUUGAGUCCUACGGUAGCUCCGUCAGCACCUCCGACACCUCCAGUGUCACCGGCAUCUCCAAUACCGUUGCUUCAACCAUUUUUCGUACCGAUUCCUAUUCCCUUGGCGGAAAAUCUGAGGUAUCCGAAACCACUGAUUUCUGUUGUGACGACUCCAUUUCCAGCUGUGAGCAAUAAUGCUGGCAGUGAUGGACCAGUUCGUUCUGAUUUGGAUGAAAGAGCUCCUGGGCCAAGGCCUAGACCUGGACUCGAACCAAAACCUAGACCUAGACCUGAACCUGGACCUGGAUCUGGAGCUGAACCUGGGCCUCGACCAAGACCUGAAUUUGUACUUAGACCUAAGCCUGCUAGUCUAGAUCAAAGUGACGAGCGUGGAAAUGAUCAGGAUGAACGAUCUAAUUCUGAAGAGAGUAAGGAACAAAAAGACGAAAACUAUCAGGAAAAUGAAUAUGAAGAAAACGAUGACGAAAAUGAAACCAAUGAAGGUUCCGAUAGAAAUCGAGGAAUCGAAAAUGAACGACAUGAAGAAAUAAUGGCUAAGCUGAAGGAAUCCUUGGGUAGCCCUGAAGAAUACGUUUCGAAAAUGAUUCCGAAAUACUCGGAAGGGUUCGGACUGAAACUACCGAUUGAAAUAAAACCUUUCCGCGGGCAAUUGAUGAACAGCUACGGCCAGAGCUUAGAACACGAUGGUAGAAUAGACGAUAAUGUCGCCGAUUUCUUUGCAAAGUUUAGAAACCCUAAGACGGGAGUCUUUGAGCCGCUGAAAAUUGAUGAUUCUGAAGAUCAGAAGGGAAAGUUUGAAGACAAUGGGAGUGAGUCAGUGGAAAAACUUCCACAGAAAUAUCUAAAUAAGCAGCACAAGUUCGAGUACGAUAUGAAAAAUGAAGACAGAGAUGAGGAGAUACAGAAUGUUGCCAAUGAAGAUCUGACAGAUGCCGAAGAGUCUGAUGACGAGGAUGAGGAAGAUUACGAUGAUCAGGAAGAGGAGGUCGAGGAUGAGGAAGACUUACCUGCAGAAAAGAUUAGAAAUUCCGACAAUAAAGAUGCGUCCGCCGAAUCCCAGCCGAACGGACAAAAUGGCCCUCGGUACAACGAAAGGCUGCAAAAUCCCCCUGGAAACAACGCAAGGCUUCAGAACAUGCCUUACGUGGAACAGCCGUUCAAUUUCGCGAAUUACAAUCCCUACUACAAACCAGUGCAAUACUUCUAUCCACCAGAUUCUCUUGAAAGAACUGCGCAGCGCAUUUCGUCAUAUCAAAACCUAGAUAAUUUUGCAACCGUGAAUCAAGGAUACCCACCAAGUGACGAAUCUUUCGUCAGAGCCAACCCAGACUACGUUCCGCUUCCUAGAAUCGCCAAGAGAAUAGCGCCCAGGCAACAAAGCAGCGCGACUCAUCAGCGUCAUCGUGAAGAAAGGCCUUCUGCCCCAACUACGAUGACUUCGACGACUUCUGCCAGAAAUAACAGAAGACGUGAAGAACCUGUUGUUAAAACUACGUCUCAGUCAACCAGAAAAUUGGAAGAAAAAUUAACUGUCUCGCGAACGAGUACUCCAGGAAGACGGAGAGACAAUUUGACCAUGCCUUCAUCUCCCGUUUCGACUUCAGCGACCCCUCGCAGAAUGAAUUUGACUUCAACUUCAACUUCAACUUCAACUUCAACUUCAACUUCAACUUCAACUCCUUUGUCAAACUCAAUACCGCCGCGGGAUCAAGACAGAAGAAAAUCGCAAAACGAAAAACGAAGACCAGAAAAUCGCGGGCGAAUAGUUUAUAAGACUAAUGCUAAUAGAAAUUUUAGAACUGUAAAUAAUGAUAAUAAUAAUAAUGAUAAUGAUAAAAAUAAUGAAGAUAGAGGUCAAGUUGCGACUACUGAAAGUAUGAAAAGAAAUAUCGAUUCUGCUCGAUUGGUUCGCAGCCGAUCGAGAAAUAAUUAAAAAAUUUGUAAAUUGUUGUAAUAAUUUUUUUGUUGGCUGUAAUAAAAAUAAAUUUAUAUGUCUAAUUUCCUUUCUUAAUUAAUGCAUUUAAAUUUAUCCUGUUUGCUAAUUU
Messenger RNA from Microplitis mediator, 2974 nucleotides. RefSeq names its product rho GTPase-activating protein gacF-like. The record is from RefSeq and is a predicted model, not a curated record. Lineage: Eukaryota; Metazoa; Arthropoda; Insecta; Hymenoptera; Braconidae. The transcript has a single exon. The coding region runs from base 424 to 2862 and encodes 812 amino acids.